Hydra vulgaris (swiftwater hydra) is the source of this 1151-nucleotide messenger RNA. RefSeq names its product fibroblast growth factor 1. Lineage: Eukaryota; Metazoa; Cnidaria; Hydrozoa; Anthoathecata; Hydridae. The record is from RefSeq and is a predicted model, not a curated record. Gene Ontology annotation, molecular function: growth factor activity.
UUUGAACGUUUUUUGAGAAACACAAAGAAUAAAACGCUAUAUUUGUUUACGCAUGCGCAGAACUUAACUUGUUUGUUUAUUAUCAUUAUUGAAACUUGUUGUGAGGUAAAACUUAUCCAUGCCUGUUGAGAAAAAAUCCAUGCUGGCGUUCAUCGUCAUUAUACUAAAUCUAUUGUAUGCAAAAACAGAAAACUCUAAAAAAAGUUCAUUGAAGCUGAUUGUUCAAGUUUUACCGCCCGCAACUUUUGAAAAUAAAACGCACCAGAAAAAUGAAAAGCAAUUUGAUUUACCGCAACACGAUUGGGAUCCAAGAUAUCUUAUAAACAUUCGCAGGCACAAAAAGAAAAUGCGAAGACCAAAUAAAAGAGCAAAAAUCAACCAUGAUUUGACUCCCAUAUCAGAAUUUCCUACAAACAAAAGAUUUUAUAAGUUAGCAAAUAAACUCAGUUUUUUUCUUCGAAUAAAAGAAACUGGGGAAAUUGACGGAACGUUAAAUCCAAAUGAUGAAACGGCGCUAUUAGUGUUUGAAUCGCACGGUCCCAGCGUUAUAAGAAUCAAAGGAGUGAAGUCCAAUCGCUAUUUGAGGAUGAACAAACAAGGAAUGCCGACAGCAGAGCAUUCGCCUCCUCUGUACGACAGUUUAUUUCGACUUAAUCACGAAGAGAACGCAUGGGACACUUUUGCUUCGUUUAAGUUUUAUUUUGAAGAGAAAUACGAUAUGUUGGUUGGUAUUACCAAAGAAGGAUCUUUAAAAAAUCCUCUUAAGGCGUCUCCAGGACAAUACGCAACUCAAUUCUUAUCUAUACCUUGCGACUAAACAUAGUUAAUCUUUUAAUUUGUUGGAAUUGCUGUUUUGGCUGUGUUCUAUUAUUGUUCAUGAAAUACAAAAUAACAUUGCUCAAACAACGGGUAAAAGAGGUCAAUCGUUAAGUAAACUUUGCGAUAUAAAACAUUUAAAAAAGAAAUUAAUCCUACACUUAAAGAUAUCUACUGGAUAUUCAUCUUGCAAAUAUGGUUAAUCAAAAAAUCUUGACUUGACUUGAAAGUAACGCAAUAUUAUUGGAUAUAAAAACUCCUUUGUAAUAUAAAAAUAUUUAUUAUUUAUAAAUAACUUAUAGAAAACAUAGAUGACAUUUAUAAACAUUAAGAUU